Molecule: messenger RNA, 3811 nt
Organism: Anoplopoma fimbria (sablefish)
Lineage: Eukaryota; Metazoa; Chordata; Actinopteri; Perciformes; Anoplopomatidae
Gene: bnc2
Product: basonuclin 2
Exons: 5
Coding region: 29-3700 (1223 amino acids)
Biological process (GO): regulation of DNA-templated transcription
Cellular component (GO): nucleus
Source: RefSeq, a predicted model, not a curated record
CAGCGCUGAGGGAGCAGGCGAAAGCUCCAUGCAGUUCAGCACCAGACCGCCUAGUGCUGAGCAGCCGGGCUUCAUGGGGACAUGGCAGCAGCAGAGCACUGACAGCAACCUCCUCUACAGAAUGUCCCAGCAGGCCAUUCGCUGCACGCUGGUGAACUGCACAUGUGAGUGUUUCCAGCCAGGGAAGAUUCACCUCCGAACAUGUGACCAGUGCAAACACGGCUGGGUAGCUCAUGCUCUGGACAAGCUCAGCACCCAGCACCUGUACCACCCGACCCAGGUGGAGAUCGUUCAGUCCAACGUGGUGUUCGACAUCAGCAGCCUGAUGCUGUACGGCACCCAGGCCGUACCUGUCAGGCUCAAGAUCCUCCUCGACCGUCUCUUCUCCGUGCUGAAGCAGGAAGAGGUGCUGCACAUCCUGCACGGCCUGGGCUGGACCCUCCGAGACUACGUCAGGGGCUACAUACUGCAGGAUGCUGCAGGCAAAGUGCUGGACCGUUGGACCAUCAUGUCCCGAGAAGAGGAGAUCAUCACCCUGCAGCAGUUUCUGCGCUUUGGAGAGACCAAGUCCAUUGUAGAACUGAUGGCCAUUCAAGAGAAGGAAGGUCAGGCAGUUACAGUUCCCUCCUCAAAAACAGACUCCGGGAUUAGGACAUUUAUUGAAAGCAACAACAGGUCCCGCAGCCCGGGACCCCUGACACAUCUGGAAAGCAGUAGCCCAUCCAGCAUUCACCAUUUUGAGAAUAUCCCCAACAGCUUAGCCUUCCUCCUGCCUUUCCAAUACAUCAACCCAGUCUCUGCCCCCAUGCUCGGCUUGCCCCCUAAUGGCCUGCCUAUGGAGCAGUCUGCUCUCCGGCUCCGGGAGCCCAGCCUGCCAAACCAAGGUGAACCGGUGGACACCAGUGAGUCGGAAGUGUCCCUGUCACCUUUCCGCACAGGCCAGAGCCCAAGUCGUGGGGCCCUGGGAGCCAUGAACAACAUUGAACCCAAGACAGAGCCCAACCACAGGGCAUCACCGAUCUCACCAACCCCUUCCACCCAGCAGUCUCAACAACAGCAGCAACAGCAGACACAGCUCCAACAGCAGCAGCAGGGCCAACAGCAGUCCCAAAAUCAACCUCAGCAAUCCAACAGUUUGAGUGACCACCACGUCCACCACCAAGUCCACCACCAUUUUGUGAAGGACGAGCAGUCAAAAUCCAUCAGCCAUGCUUCCUUUUCCUCAAAGAUGCAUCGCAUGCGUCGCAUGGGAUCCACCUCACGCAAGGGUCGUGUGUGCUGCAAUUCUUGUGGCAAAACCUUUUAUGAUAAAGGCACCCUUAAGAUACAUUAUAACGCUGUGCACUUGAAGAUCAAACACCGUUGCACCAUUGAGGGUUGCAAUAUGGUCUUCAGUUCACUACGCAGCCGCAACCGCCACAGUGCCAAUCCCAAUCCACGGUUGCACAUGCCCAUGCUGCGAAAUAACCGCGACAAGGACCUCAUCCGUUCAACCACUGGUACACCUGUCAUCUCAAGCAGCAAGAAUGGUGGCUUUACACUCACCAGCCCUGGAAGACCACCACUGGGCUUCACAACCCCACCAGUGGACCCGAUGCUUCAGUCACCCCUUAAUAGCCCACUGGUAUUCCCCUCCCUGAAGUCGGUGCAGCCUGUCCAGCCAGUGCCCCCAUUCUACCGCACACUUCUGUCACCUGCGGACCUCUGCAGUCCUCCGGUGUCACUGCCCACCAGCCCCAUCCUGCCCACAACCACCAACAGUACCACCCUGAUGGACCAACAACAACAUCUCCUGGCUGCAGCAGGGGCUUCCCACAAUAAUAUUCAUAUGUCGGAGGUAGGACCCAUGUCCCACCGCUUGCAUACACCUAGUGCCAAUCAUGACCUCAACCAUGGCAGCUGUGAUCCCACGCCCAAAAAGAAGCCUCGUAAAUCGAGCAUGCCAGUGAAGAUUGAGAAAGAAGUGAUUGAUGUGGCAGAUGAAUACGAUGACAAAGAUGAUGAUGAUGACGACAUCCACCAUAACCACCACCAUCACUCAACCCUUCUACACAACAAUGUCAAAAUGAAUGGUAACUGUAACAGCAACAACAACAGCGGCAGUGGUACUGGAAACCACAGUGGUGGUAGUGGGCAGCAAUCUCCUUCCAUGGAUGAGAUGAGCCCCGGCCUAGCUCUGAGAGGGAUGAUGAGACAGAGUGAAGAUGAAUGCAGGGAAGGGACAGGUAGUGAAAGCAGGGGUGGAAAUGAUCAUCAAGGCUCUGGUGAGCUUCGUUGUAUGGGCAGCUUCACCUCUGAGGACCAGGAUCAUGAAAGAGACUUUGAGAAUGAAUCUGAAACCUCUGAUUCCAAGAUGUUCUACCGUGAUGAGCUGAUAGAUGUGGAUGAACAGCAAAAACACAGUAGGGGUGGAAGGUGUCUGGACAAGGAUCAAGACGAUGAGGGUUGUGAGGAAGCCCAAUUGAGAAAGGAAAUGGAAGGCAAGGGCCAUCCCUCACCCUCCCCUCAUCAGCCCCCUAUCAGGAUCAAGGAAGAACUCAACGAUCCUACUUACGACAUGUUCUGCAUGGGCCAGUAUGGCCUCUAUAAUGGAGGCAUGGCGGCGGCUGCUGCUGCUGCAAGCAUGGCUGCUCUACAUGAGAGCUUCAUCUCUUCAAUGGGCUACGGUGCCAGCCCACCCAAAUUCCCUUCUUCUCAAUCACCAGAGGGAGAUCCAUGCUCGAGUCCUGACCCCAAGAUCUGCUACGUGUGUAAGAAGAGCUUCAAGAGUUCCUAUAGCAUGAAACUCCACUACAAGAAUGUGCACCUCAAAGAGAUGCACGUGUGCACUGUGGCUGGCUGCAACGCUGCCUUCCCUUCCCGGCGGAGCCGAGACAGGCACAGCUCCAACAUCAACCUGCACCGCAAACUGCUGACCAAAGAGCUGGACGACAUUGUCCUGGACCCCCAACUCCCUCCACUGCCCAAGGACCUGCGAGCCGAGUUACUGGCCAAGAUCUACGCCGGGCACCACAUGGGCUUGGACCCGUAUGCCGGGAUGGGCAUCGGAGGUGCCAGCCUCCGGCCCACCGGCCUGAACCACAAUGCCCGUUCCCUGAUGAGCAGUGAGUAUCCCCACCACCCUCUCAACCAUAACCUUAAACACCACCACACCAACGGCUUCUCCCGGGGCCAGCCAGACGACUACAUGGUGUUGGACCUGAGCACCACAUCCAGUGUUCAGUCCGGCAGCAGUGUCCACUCCUCACAUGAGUCAGACGAGGGCAGCGACGAGGGCAUCCUAUUGGAUGACUUGGAGGAGGAGGAGGGAGAAGAGGAUGAGGAGGAGGGCAACAGUGAGGGGGAGGACUGCUCCCAGCAUGCCGAGGGGCAGGCUGAAGGAAGGCAUCGGGAUGAGACUGGAGAACUAAGGGGUGAUGGACAUGGUGAGGGGUUGGAACCUUCCUCUUCGCCGUUCCUCUUUUCGUCCACCGGGGGCAGUAACAGUGGCAGCAGUGGGAUCCUCUGCAACAUCUGCCAUAAAAUGUACAGCAACAAAGGAACCCUGCGUGUGCACUACAAGACUGUGCACCUGCGCGAGAUGCACAAGUGCAAAAUCCCCGGUUGCAACAUGGUGUUCAGCUCUGUGCGCAGCCGUAACCGACACUCUCAGAACCCCAACCUCCAUAAAAACAUGCCCUUCUCUACAAUGAUAGACUAAAUAAUGACUUGCUACUCGACCCUGCUGUCAGUCGGCCCACUCCUCCCUUCAUUCCUCAUCCUUAUUCCUCCUCAAAUUAGCUUUUAAUCCCUGCCCAGGGCCAUCAAGUAC